AUGUGUCGGCAUGGCGCGGCGGCAGGUGCAUCGGGAGCGGUAGACACCGCCGGCGACGCCAUCACGGCAGAGAGCGCGCCGAUUUUUGCUGAGCCCGCGGGUGACGAGCAGGGUCGCCGAAAACUCCAGACGACUAUAUCGGAUUGCCAUGACGCGAUUAGACGGAAUUGCGACGAGAAUCAAUUGCAAAAAAUUCGGCUUUUGAUCCACCAGCCGCGCGGGUCCGAUGUCAAGACUGGGAGCGUGUAA
Closterium sp. NIES-65 is the source of this 249-nucleotide messenger RNA. The record is from the annotation of a GenBank genome assembly. Lineage: Eukaryota; Viridiplantae; Streptophyta; Zygnematophyceae; Desmidiales; Closteriaceae.